Messenger RNA from Trichoplusia ni (cabbage looper), 649 nucleotides. RefSeq names its product splicing factor 3B subunit 6 (gene Sf3b6). Gene Ontology annotation, cellular component: cytoplasm; ribonucleoprotein complex; nucleus. Lineage: Eukaryota; Metazoa; Arthropoda; Insecta; Lepidoptera; Noctuidae. The record is from RefSeq and is a predicted model, not a curated record. The coding region runs from base 252 to 632 and encodes 126 amino acids. Gene Ontology annotation, molecular function: mRNA binding. The transcript has 3 exons.
GAGAUUUGACAUGGAAGCGUUUUAAAACAAAGUAGAAGCUUCAUUAGCUUCAUAGUUCUCAAACAAUUGGAAUAUUGGAUGGUUAAUUUAGUGACAAAGGCCUACCAAGAAACAAUAUUGAUUAUUGUUUAAUCGUAUGCAAACAGAGAAUUUAAGUUUGUAAUUAGACUAAUUAUAUAUAUCAACCCAACAACCAACAACAUAAGUCAUAUAUUUUGUAAAUUUAUUGUGGUUAGGUAUAGUUUGCAAACAUGGCAUUAGCUCUCCAAAGACGAGCAAACGUUAGACUCCCACCAGAAGUUAAUAGAAUUCUGUACAUAAGAAAUUUGCCUUACAAAAUAUCUGCUGAAGAAAUGUACGACAUAUUUGGUAAAUAUGGAGCAAUCAGGCAGAUUCGAGUAGGAAAUACCCCAGAAACAAGAGGAACGGCUUUUGUAGUUUAUGAAGAUAUAUUUGAUGCCAAAAAUGCAUGUGAUCAUCUAUCAGGCUUUAAUGUCUGUAAUAGAUAUCUAGUGGUUUUGUACUAUAGAUCUAACAAAGCGUUUAAAGGUAUGGAUAUUGAGAAGAAGCAAGAAGAAAUUGAUGCACUCAAAAAGAAAUAUGGCAUAUCAAGUGAAGAUCUUCGCAAAUAAAUCCUUUUUUAAGUACA